Messenger RNA from Cercocebus atys (sooty mangabey), 1188 nucleotides. Its product is annotated as olfactory receptor 6J1-like. The record is from RefSeq and is a predicted model, not a curated record. Gene Ontology annotation, cellular component: membrane. Lineage: Eukaryota; Metazoa; Chordata; Mammalia; Primates; Cercopithecidae. Gene Ontology annotation, biological process: G protein-coupled receptor signaling pathway. Gene Ontology annotation, molecular function: olfactory receptor activity; G protein-coupled receptor activity.
AUGCACUGGGGCUUUUUGGUCAAGAUAAUUACUGUGGAAGAUCCUAGGUGGCAGCAAAGCCAGCGUGAACAGACUGAGCCAUGGAGGUGGUACAAGGCGACCCCAGCCGAGGUCAGUGCAGACCAACCAUUUGGCAUUUGGGGGCUGGCUGGGAGCAGCAGUUCUUGUUACAAUCUAAGGCCCACCAGGCCCGUGGGGAACUGGACUGCAGUGGUGACUGAGUUUGUUCUGCUGGGGUUUUCCCUGAGCAGGGAGGCGGAGCUGCUGUUCCUGGUGCUCCUGCUGCCCACGUUCCUGCUGACUCUUCUGGGGAACCUGCUCAUCAUCUCCACUGUGCUGUCCUGCUCCCGCCUCCACACCCCCAUGUGCUUUUUCUUGUGCAACCUCUCUAUCCUGGACAUCGUCUUCACCUCAGUCAUCUCUCCAAAAGUGUUGGCCAACUUAGGAUCUGGAGAUAAAACCAUCUCCUUCGCCGGAUGUAUCAUCCGGUGCUAUUUCUAUUUUUCCUUGGGCACAGUUGAGUUCCUCCUGCUGACAGUCAUGUCCUAUGACCGCUAUGCCGCCAUCUGCUCCCCUCUGAGGUACACCGCCAUCAUGAGACCUCCUGUCUGCAUUGAGACCGUUGUGUUCUCUUGGGUGGGAGGCUUCCUGUCUGUGCUCUUUCCAACCAUCCCCAUCUCCCAGGGACCCUUGCUGGCCCUGGCCUGUGCAGACACCACUGCCAUCGAGCUGAUGGAUUUUAUGCUUUCUUCCAUGGUCAUUCUCUGCUGCAUAGUCCUCGCGGCCUAUUCCUCUACAUACAUCAUCUUGGCAAUAGUGCCCAUUCCUUCUGCAAGUGGAAGGAAGAAGGCCUUUAAUACCUGCGCUUUCCACCUGGCCAUAGUCAUCAUUUCUAGUGGUAUCACUGUGUGUAUCUUUGUGACUCCCUCCCCGAAAGAAUAUCUGGAGAUCAACAAGAUCCCUUCAGUUCUGAGCAGUGUGAUGACUCCAUUCCUCAAUCCCUUUAUAUGUACUCUGAGGAAUGACGCCAUGCAGGGAGUCCUCAGGGAUACGUGCGUCAGGGUUUGAGGAGUUUUAGAAAAGAGGAUGAGGGCAGUGCUGAGGAGCAGAUUGUCCUCCAACAAAGACCACCAAGGAGGGGCUUGCUCUUCUCCACCAUGUAUGUAUUGUGUAAAGCUCCAGUGUUAG